AUGAAUUAAAGCAAUCUUAAAUUAGAAAAACAAUUAGUAUCACCUAGACAAUAAUGUUUGCUUCCAAGUCUUCACUAUGAUUACAGUGCAAGGAAAAAAUAAAAAUUAAAGACUUAUUUUCGUGAAGAGAAAUGUACAUCCAUAAGCCCAAAAAAUCAGCUAAUCAAAACAUAGAGAGAUAUCAUAAAGUAAAUUGAUUCUGAAAGAAAUUCAUAACUUUAUUCUUUUGAAGAUGAAGUUAGCAGAUCUGUUAGAAUAUAAAGAAAGUCAAGAUUGCAUCAAGGAAAUAAAAUCUUAAAUCAUCCAAUUAUUAAUAAUAAACCUUUGUUAACUGAUACAUAAAUUGAAACAGAUACUCCAUAUUUUAAAGAAAAAGACUCUUCUAUUAGUAAAUCUGAUGAUGAAAAUGAUGAGAAAAAUGAAAAUAAAAUUGAUUUAAAACUAGAAGGUGAGACUGGUAAAGCUUUAAAAUAAAUAAGCCAUAAAAUAAGUAUACUUAUAUUUAUUAUUUUAAGAUCAAGAAUUAAAUAAUUCAUUUUAUCAUUUCAUAAAAAAAUCAGAGAAAAUGAAAGAUUUAAUUCUAAAUUUUUAACAAAAAGAUAAUCUGAGUCCAAUUCAUUACUAUUGUUUAAAUGAUAGUAUUUUUCCAAAAAGAAUAGAACUUAAUAAAUAAGAUGUUAAAGAAAUUAAUUUAUCCGAUUUAGGAUUAACUCCAAAAUAUAUUCCAUUAAUAAGGAAUUUAUUAAGUUAAAAAAGAGAUAAGGAUAUAAAAUCAAUUGAUAUAAGUCAAAAUAAAAUUAAUGAGUGGUCAUUAAAGUUAUUAAUUGAUGUUUUCCCAUUAAAAGUCAAAACAAUUAAUUUAUCGCUUAAUUAAUUAAACCGGAGAGGAGCAGUGCUUUUGUCAGAACAUUUGAAAAACUUUUAAAAGUAUAAUACAAUUAUUACUCAGUCUGAGGUUCUUGAAUUUAAAAGGAAAUUAAAUAGGAGAUAUUGGAACUGCAACAGUAUUAGAGGCAUUGAAAUUUAGUUAGAAAAUAAAAAAAUUAAAUUUAUCAGAUAAUUCAAUUUCUGAUGCUAUAUUUAAUGAUUUAAAAGAGUUUAUAAUAAAAAACUAAUCAUUGUAAGUUUUAAGUUUGAAUUGGAAUUAAUUAGGUCCAGUAGCAGGAUUAUUUAUAGCAAAAGGAUUGAAUUCUAAUAAAUCAAUUAGAGUUGUAGAUUUAAGUUAUAAUAAAAUUGGUUAAAGUGAUAAUAAUUCUGAAUGUAUGAAGGAAUGGUGUUCUCUUUUAAGUAAUACAUAUACAGAAUUAAUUCAUUUAGAUAUAUCUUAUAAUUAAUUUAAUGAGAAAUAACUUUAAUUAAUAAACUAUUCAAUAUUAAAGAAUUCAAGGUUAUAUGGUUUACAUGUUGAAGGAAAUAAAUGUUUAGCUUAUGUAGAUCCUUUAGGAUUUAUUUAAUUUCCUUAAUAAAUAAAAGGGAAACAAAGUAUGUAACCUAAACAUUAAAAUAUUGAUGGUGUAAAUUUCAUUCCUAUGUUAAAUGAAAAUGAGAAAGGAUGUGAUUGCUGUUGGAUUUGUUAAGGUUGGAUGGAAUAUCAUUUUAUUUAUGAACCUGAACCUGAAGAAUGUUAAACUGAUUCUAUAUAUUUACAUUUAGAUUUUUUAGAGUAAAUAUAUAUUUAAGUAUUUUAGUUUUAAACCCAUAUCAAUGACUACUAGUAAAGAAUUAUGGAAAUAAAUAAAUAAUAAAUUGAAUAGUACUAAUAUUUAAGAAGAUUUAACAACAGGAGAGAUUAUUCAUUAAUUAAAACAUGCUUUUAGUGCUGGUAAAAUGAUAACUAUGACUGCUAUUAAUGAUGCGUAUUUAGAGGAUAAUAAAGCAAAAGAUGAUAUGAAAUUAAUAUUAUCUGAAUUGAAUUCAAAAUUCUUUUUCACCUCUUAUUAAAUGUGUCCUCCAAAUUAAAAAAUACUUUAUUUUUUUUCUAAUCCUACAGGAAAAGGAAUAUUUAUUAAUGAAAGAUUUCCAAUAAUUUCAUUGCAAUCUAAUGAAAAUAUUGAAUUAAUUAUGGAUAAAGAAAAAGUAUUUUUUUAUCCUGAUGGAUCUCAAAUUUCAUUAUCAUAAGUUAAUUAAGUUAAUUAUUUCUAAACAAAAUAAAUGUUUGUUAUUGAUUAAAAAAAUUAAUACAAACCUUUAGUAAAAGUAAUUCCUAGAUGUUUAGAAAAUAAAUAUUUUUUAAAAAGAUUUGCUGUUGAUGCAUCAAAAUAAAAAUCUAAUUUAAUUUAUUGGUAAAAAGAAUAAUCAGCUUUUAAAUCAUAUUAGGGAGAUACAGAAGAUGUAUUAGAUGAAUGUUUUAAAUUUGAUUGGAAUUGUAUGGGUAUUUAACACUUUUUAAAAAAUGAGUAAGAAGUAGAAAAAGUAAUUGAAAUUAUGAGAUUUCAUUAUCAUAAAAUAAAAGAUAUUUAUAAGUAUUAUUCAGGUUUUGGAUAUAAUGCUAAAAAACUUAUAAAUGGUUAUUAAGUUGAAACAUUUUAUAUUCCUCUGACUUUAAUUUAUGAUUUAAUUUAAGAUUUAUUACCUUAAGGCAUAUUAUUUGAAGAUGUAGAAUCUUAAGUAAAUUAAAUUAAAUAUAAUUGUGAUAAUAAAUUUAUAUAUAAUCCAGAAAAAGGUUUUGUCAGAUAUUAAUUUAUUGAAUUUAUUUUUAGAAUCGCUCUUUUAAUAACAAAAUAAAAAUAUAAAAUUGGCUUAAUUGUAGAUCAAGUUUAUAAAACAUUCUAAACAUUAACUGAAAGAUUUGCAGCUUUUGAUAACUAACAAUAAUGGAGAUAAGAACGUUUAUGGACAAAAGAAUGUGGAAAUUUAAUCUAUAUAAAAUAAGGUUUUAUUUAGAGAUUACAUGAUUAUGUUGCAUGUAUUAAAAAUAAAAAAUGGACAUUUAAAUUAAAAUGGAUUGCAUUGACAGAAUUUAUAGAUUUUUGUAAUUUGAUGGGAUUUUAAUAAUUUUUGACUGAAACUCAAUUAAAAAUCAUUUACAAUUUUUCAAUGUAAACACAUUAGGAUGAAUUGACUUAAGACAGACAUUUAAGAAUGUCUUCUGUAGAAUUCACAGAAGCAUUAGCUAGAAUAGCUGAAUUUAUUAGUCCUAAUGGAAAUGAUAUUGAAAAUACUUCCACAUUAAGAAUGAUAAUACCAUUACAUAUUAAAUUAGAGAAUCUUUUAACACAUAUAUUCAUUACUCUAAAAUUGCUUAAGUAUUUUUAUUUACAUAUAAAGAGUGAAUAAUUUUGAGUGCUUUAGUAUAUACUUUAGCUAUAAUUCAAAUGAAAUUUUACCAAAACCCAUAGAGUAUCAACCAGAUUAAUAUGAAUGUACAACCUAAGAAUUGAGAAUAUAUAAUACUCUUUCUUAUUUAAGUAAAAUUAAAAUUUAAUUAGAAACCUUUAAAACUCCAUAUUUACAUCCAAAUUAUAAAUAAUUCUUGGAAAUACCUUUUUAAAUGGGAUAAAUUUUAAAAUCAAAGAAAAGUGUUGUUGAAAGAUAGAUGACACAAAAAUAAAAACUCUUAAAACUGAAGGCUACAUUAUAAUUACUAUGA
Paramecium sonneborni is the source of this 3589-nucleotide messenger RNA. Lineage: Eukaryota; Ciliophora; Oligohymenophorea; Peniculida; Parameciidae. The record is from the annotation of a GenBank genome assembly.